Molecule: messenger RNA, 964 nt
Organism: Paramacrobiotus metropolitanus
Lineage: Eukaryota; Metazoa; Tardigrada; Eutardigrada; Parachela; Macrobiotidae
Exons: 2
Coding region: 112-822 (236 amino acids)
Source: RefSeq, a predicted model, not a curated record
ACUCUAGUUAAAAAAACUUAUAAUCGAUUCUACGCGAAAGCUGAUUUGGCUUUGUUGGGUGAAGUCCAACAUUUUAAUCCCUAUGCGGCUGAAAACAAGGAGAAAGCGUGGAUGGAUGUGGUGAAAAGUCUGAACGAUGCUGCUCUGUUUUCAAAGUCUCUGGACGUCCGAGCUGUGAAAGAAAGACUCAGCGUGCUCAUCACGGCAUUCCAGGCGAACGACCUGCAAAAGAAGUUCCGAAGUGGAACGGAGGAGGACUACAACAAGAUGGAGCAGCUACUCCAGGAAAUUUUGACUCUUGUAAAGAGCGCCGAUGAAACGCGUCAGCAGAAAUCUAAGGCCCAUGCUGAGCAAAUGGCGAUGCGUAAGCGGACAGCGGCCUUCAUGGUUUCUGCAGGAGAGCACGGGCGAAAGAAGGGCGAGCAGGAAGCUCCUGACGAUGUCUCCGUUUUAUCCGAUGAUGAAGAUGCCAUGAACGACUGGCUCAGCGCCAACGGCGGCGACAUUCAAGAUUGGCAAGAGGAAGUUCGUCUCCGACGGGCAGAAAAAGCAGCCACUGUCCCACAAAUGUCAGAAGAGAGGAAAUUCAAAUCUUCCCGAGCUAUGCGAAAAGAUAAGGAAGCAGAAAGUGACAUUAUGUGGAUGAAUUUUAUGAAAGAGCAGGACGAGAAAAAGCUGAAAUUCAAAGAACAGCAAGCCGCUGACGCAAAAGAGAUCGAAUUAAAAAAACUGGAUAUUGAACGUGAGAGAAUUGCAGUGGAGAAAUUAAAAUGGCAGGCAAUUUUAGGCCGGGGGUCAAAUAACAAUUUUUUUGAUUUGUAAAUGUGAUUUUUUCAGAUUUUUGUUUUAUUUGUUGUUUUAUUUUUUGAGAUGUUUUUUAUUGAAAUAUUUUCUCAUUGUAGAUUACCGAAAUUUAUUUCCGAUGUUUAACACAGGUAUUCUUCCAGUGUUGGUGGUUCAACAU